ACAAAGAAGCAGCACUCUGGUAUACAGUAGACCAGCCUCUUUACAUAUAGUAGUAUCAUUUACAUAGCAUUGCAGUGAUAUAUAGUGUUAGAUGGAGAGUACGUUGAAGGAGAGGAGAGAUGGUGCGUCUUCGCUUGACAUGUACCCAAAGCACACCGUCGCCGGUGGCGUUGGGGACGUUUACGGUGUGGAUCGUGCCACCGAGGACCAGCUUGUCACCCCCUGGACUGUCUCUGUUGCAAGUGGGUACACUUUGAUGAGGAACCCAACCAAUAACAAGGGGCUUGCAUUUACCGAGAAAGAGAGGGAUGCUCACUACUUGCGUGGUUUGCUACCUCCUGUGGUUAUAACUCAACAGCUUCAGGAGAAAAAAUUGAUGCACAAUAUUCGCCAAUACCAAGUUCCACUGCAGAAGUACAUGGCCCUUCAGGAGAGGAACGAGAGGCUGUUCUACAAACUUCUUAUUGAUAACGUUGAGGAGCUCCUCCCAGUUGUCUACAUUCCAACCGUGGGUGAGGCUUGCCAGAAAUAUGGGUGCAUUUUUAAGCGGCCUCAGGGUAUCUACAUAAGUUUGAAAGAGAAGGGAAAGAUCCUUGAGGUUUUGAAAAACUGGCCUGAGAGGACCAUUCAAGUCGUUGUGACAGACGGUGAGAGAAUUUUGGGACUUGGGGAUCUCGGAUGCCAGAUAAUUCUCUUCAUGAGACAAUGUUUAAACUCUUAUCAGGGGAUGGGGAUACCUGUUGGGAAAUUGUCUUUGUAUACAGCACUUGGAGGAGUUAGACCUUCAGCGUGCCUGCCUGUAACUAUUGAUGUGGGGACGAACAAUGAGAAGAUGUUGAAUGAUGAUUUUUACAUUGGGCUCAGACAAAGGAGGGCAACUGGGAAGGAAUAUGCUGACCUUCUUCAUGAGUUCAUGACUGCUGUCAAGCAGAACUAUGGUGAAAAAGUUCUCGUACAGUUUGAAGAUUUUGCAAACCACAAUGCUUUUGAUCUACUGGCAAAAUACAGCACUACUCACCUGGUCUUCAAUGAUGAUAUACGAGGAACAGCUGCUGUGGUUCUUGCAGGGCUUAUUGCAGCGCUCAAGUUACUUGGCCGUACCUUGGCUGACCACACAUUUUUGUUCCUAGGUGCUGGGGAAGCUGGCACUGGUAUAGCAGAGCUUAUAGCUCUUGAGAUGUCAAAACAUGUAUUAACUUGCUACCAUUGCACGAUAAAGGCUCCAUUGGAAGAGAACCGUAAGAAGGCCCGCAUAACUUAGUAAAACGGUCAACAAUCUAUGCCACAUCAAUAGCGAUGGCCCACAUAACUUGGUCAACAGUCAAAGUUACCACGGCAUCAAACAUACUUCGAACAGAAGAACGAAGAUCUGAGUUGGGAGCAGGACUCGGGAUUCAAUGGGAUCUGAGGAGGUUUUGGUUUGGUGGCUGAAGUCCGGGGUUCGCCGAGUCGACACUCGGCUUGACUUACAGAGAGAGAAAUACCAUUUUGACUCCUGAGCAUCUGACUCCAUCUUAUUCAACAUUGCUUUAUAAUUAUUUAAGAAAUUAAUCUCUUUUAAUUAUUUUGUCAAUGGACCCACAUGUGAUGUCAUCAAUGGCAUCACCCUCCCUCACUUGGCCUAUAAAAGGAAAUGACCUAAGGCCAAGAAAAAGGGGGUAGACACAAGAGGGAGGAAAAUUCCUCUCUCUCUCUCUCAAAUGGGUUCUUUACACAACCCCUAAAAGAUGGAUCAAGGAGUCAAUGGUGUUUUCCAUAUACACUGUCAUCCCUCUCUCUCUCUCUUGUUCGCUUGGGCCUCCACCUCUGAUUCCAUCAUGUUGCAAGAUUUACCUCACCAUUUGUUAUUUUGUGAUGAUCUGGAACCCACCUGAAAAUCAGGUACCUACAUUUGGCGACUUCGCUGGGGAGGUAUUCUCGUGUAAAUCAUGGGAAGAGUCCUUUGUGGAUAUGGAAGAGCCCAGAAGCCCUCCGUAGAUUGCUAUGUUGUGCUACAAUUUUGCACUCACGGGCAUGAAAAACUCCUCUACACACAUAUUGCUACUGUAACCCGGUGAUAUAUUUCCCAACUCAUUUGCUUACUUUUUUGCCUUACUUGCAAACCAACAUGAUUAUCUAUUUGCUCCCUGUUGAUAUGUUCCCCAAAGAAUGACUUUAUCAACUGAUUUCUACAUUCACUUAUUUACUUGAUGCACACACAGUCAUUUAUUUCACUUUGCCUUACUAAUCGAGUACCACCUAUAUGUCAAAAUUGUCUAUAUUUGCUGAUUCUGCAGAAAAAAAUCAAUGACCCAUUUUUCUGAUGCACUUUGCAAACCCAUUUUGCCCACCAACGCAACUGCCCAAUCAGUAGGCUUCCAUGUGUUCUACACCACUCAUUUGUUCUUCUUAUCUGCUUGAAUGUGUGUGUGUGUAUGUGUGUGUGUAUAUAUAUAUAUAUAUAUAUAUAUUUAUUUAUUGCUUUCUUCAUUUUGCCAAGAUAUAUUAUCAUCUUAUCUUUACUUUUUCAUAAAACAAAUUCUUAACUGGAUCCUACAACUUUUCUCUUGACAGUACAAUAAAGCCUAAAAACUAAGGCAAUAAAGCAUCCAAAAUAUAUAUAUAUAUAUUUUGAUACUACAUCUUUGCACAUUUACCGAGGCUAUAUAUAUCCAUAAUCAGACAGCUGUAGACUUUUUGCUCUUGGUUGCUACAAUGUAUACAUGUAUCUAUAUUUCCUCUACUAAAGUAUUUUUGGAGCAAUCCCAUCAAUGAGUAUCUCCCUUAUCAUACAUACAUACAUCUAUUAUGAUGUUAGCUGUCAAAUGCGUUUUUAGCCAUCAGUCCCACUCUACUUAUGGACAACAGUCUAAAGUUUGCCCCAUGCAAAUAUCUUUAUGUCUUGUUUUUCUCAAGCAUUGUACCAUACACACAUAUUACAGCUUGACAUUUAUACAUAUAUAUAUUAAAUCAAAAAAAUCAAUCGAUCCGAUUCAUGCAUUCUUACCUUGUGCAGCUAUUCCAGGAAACUGUGUGUGUGUGUAUAUAUAUAUAUAUCACUUUUUUACUUUCAUUCACAGCACAAAUACCUUAUCACUACAUAUGUUAGAAAAUCUCUUUUUUUACUUCCAUUUAGAGCCACACAAAUCUUAUCUGCCCACAUUUAUAUAGUAUAUAUAUAUAUAUAUAUAUAUAUAUAUAUAUAUAUAUAAUGCUAGCCGGCAAAACCCAUUAUCCUAAUCUACAAAUAUCUUUAUCCACAAGAACUAUGUCACUUUUUUUAUUACUAAACUAAAAUUCACGCAUUAUUUUAUAAUUGUAUAUGUACAGCCAUGCAUAUAUAUGCACACAUGUAUACAUCGACCACACCACACAUGUAUACAGUGACCCUUCUCCAUUUAAUGGAUCUCAUUGAACUGUUACAUUCUUUCACAUUUCAAACUGCUCGAUGACCAAGUGUUGCUAAACGACGAAACUCGUCAAAUUUAUGCAACCGUCUCGACGACGACACCCACUUGUCAAUCUCAUGCAAACGACUGUCAACGAUGACCACGCUAGUUUAUACACGGCACGCUAAGAACACAGGUUUAUUUAUAUAAUUUAUUGCAUAUAGAGAGAGAAAGAGGAGAGAGUUGUGAUGUACUAUACUCAGAUGGCUCUACAAUUCAUUUCUAAACUCACGCAUAUGGACGAGUUUGGAGUCUCUUACUCUUGACUUUCUUCUUUCAAAUUAGGGUUCUUUGACUGGUUCGCUCAAAUUGCAUUCCAAUCUCAAUAAAUUAACACAGGUCAAGAUUGGAAGCUAUAAAUGGAUAAAUCCGAAUCCAAUUCCUUUAGUAACAGUCCUAUAAGCUGUUGCCUAUUCGAAUUUCAUACAGACACCGUUGAAGACCCUGUUGGAGUAUUCCACAUUUCUUCUUCGGAACCCUCCUUCAAUGUCAGCUGCUUUGCCAGAGGAGUUCGAUGAUUGCGGUGGUCCUGACACCGCCGCCGCCGCCACAACCACCUGUGGUAAUCAGGAGUUUACUAUUACAAUCGUUGAUGCUGGUGGGGUGUCUGCGGAAGCCGAAAUGGGGUUGGUGGUGGGGCAAUUGAGGGUGUUUCUAUGAAGGCUUGUGAUUCAGGGAUUGUAAGCACACAAGGAGAGUUUGGGAGUUGUGAUGGUGUAAAUAAUAGUGAUGUUAACAGGGACAAUUCUUCUUGGAGAUACGGUGUUCAGCCUUUUUCUUUGCCCCAUGGAUAGAGCAAAUUCCGCCUUUUUCUUUGCUGCUCUUGGUUGUCUUCAUCAGACAACAUUUACUGGAGGUUUUUUUGUUGCAAUUUGGAUUGCUUCAGUCUUGUUCAAAUCAAAUGAUAUUUUACGAAAGCAAAUAGCUCUGAAG
Messenger RNA from Cornus florida, 4361 nucleotides. RefSeq names its product NADP-dependent malic enzyme-like. Gene Ontology annotation, biological process: pyruvate metabolic process; malate metabolic process. Gene Ontology annotation, cellular component: chloroplast. Lineage: Eukaryota; Viridiplantae; Streptophyta; Magnoliopsida; Cornales; Cornaceae. Bases 92 to 1261 code for a protein of 389 amino acids. The record is from RefSeq and is a predicted model, not a curated record. The transcript has 13 exons. Gene Ontology annotation, molecular function: malate dehydrogenase (decarboxylating) (NADP+) activity; NAD binding; malate dehydrogenase (decarboxylating) (NAD+) activity.